AUGGGCAAGAUCGUGCACAUCGUCCUUUGGAAGCUCAAGCCCUUUGCGUCUGAGGCUGCCGAGCAGGCCAUCAAGGCCGGCAUCGCCGAGCUCACGACCCUCGAGGGCCCCGAGCUCAUGCACCUUGGCCCCCCCGCCAUUGAGGGUCGCAACAAGGGCUACAACUGGGGUCUCUACUCGAUCUUCCCCGACCGCGAGACCCUUGACAAGUACGCUGUCUCGGAGGCCCACCUCAAGGUUGUCACCGAGAAGAUCAAGCCCAACUUUGACGAGAUCAUGGCCUACGACUGGGAGCUCUAG
Molecule: messenger RNA, 300 nt
Organism: Apiotrichum porosum
Lineage: Eukaryota; Fungi; Basidiomycota; Tremellomycetes; Trichosporonales; Trichosporonaceae
Exons: 3
Coding region: 1-300 (99 amino acids)
Source: RefSeq, a predicted model, not a curated record